AUGAUAAAUUAAAUAAAGAUUAGGAAUAACAAAAAAUAUAAGAAAAGUGCUAAUUAUUAGAUGUACAUAAAUAAAAUUGCAAAAAUUAUAAAAAAAUUAAUUCGUGGAUAAAAACAGUUGUUACAUAUUGAUUAGUUCUUAGAUAUGUACAAUAGUUAAUUUGAUAAAAUAGUAAUGAUAUGUAUUAAUUUCUAAUGUUAUAUUCUUUAAGUAAUAAAGAAAAGUUGAAUGAGAACAUCGAAAGUCUCUAAAAGUACAUUGAACAAUACUAAAAAAGUAAGAUAGUAAGGAAGAGAUUCGAUUAAUGAGUUAUGAAAUAUUAAUAUUGAAAUAAUAUCUAUUAAUGCAACGACAUAAUCAGUUAUUAAUUACGAUAGCUAACAUAUUAGAUGAAAUAAUUAAAGAGACUGAUACUUUAGAAAUAGAGUAAGAUUCAAUAUCUUAUUUUCAUGCAUCUAAAGCACCAUCAAUAACCUUAUUUAAUUACUUAUAAAGAAUUGCAAAAUACACACAUUGUAGUGAAGAAUGCUUUGUUAUUGCUUUAAUUUACUUAGAUAAGUUGUAAGAAAAGCAUCCAUAUCUAGUAUUAAAUUCGAAAUGCAUUCAUAGGUAUCCAUUUUUAUUUAUUAGAUUUCUAUUGACUUCUAUGGUAAUAGCCAUUAAAUUUUAAGAUGAUGAUUAUUAUAAAAAUGAAUAUUAUGCAAAAGUAGGAGGUGUAAGUGUAAAAGAAAUUUUUGUUCUUGAAUAAACAUUUUUAGAAUUAAUGGAUUAUGAAUUGUUUAUUGAUGAACAUCAUUAUUUAAUCUAUGAAAAGAAAUUACUAGAGUAUGGAGAAAUUGAAAUGCCUUGA
Paramecium pentaurelia is the source of this 850-nucleotide messenger RNA. Lineage: Eukaryota; Ciliophora; Oligohymenophorea; Peniculida; Parameciidae. The record is from the annotation of a GenBank genome assembly.